Sodiomyces alkalinus F11 is the source of this 888-nucleotide messenger RNA. Its product is annotated as brix domain-containing protein. The coding region runs from base 1 to 888 and encodes 295 amino acids. Lineage: Eukaryota; Fungi; Ascomycota; Sordariomycetes; Glomerellales; Plectosphaerellaceae. Gene Ontology annotation, molecular function: rRNA primary transcript binding; snoRNA binding. Gene Ontology annotation, biological process: rRNA processing. The transcript has 5 exons. The record is from RefSeq and is a predicted model, not a curated record. Gene Ontology annotation, cellular component: small-subunit processome; Mpp10 complex; nucleolus.
AUGAUUCGAAGACAAGCCCGCCAACGGAGGGAUUACCUCUACCGAAAAGCUCUCCAGCUCAAGGAGGCAGAGACGACCGAAAAGCGUGCGAAGCUUAGAGAAGCCCUAGCGUCUGGAAAGCCAUUGGAUCCAUCCAUCGCGAAGGAAAGGGCGUUGCGGAAAGACUACCAAUAUGACGAGUCGCGAGAUGUCGAGGGGGCCGAGGUGAUGGAUCUGGAUGACGAAUACUCGGUGACAUCGGGCUUGAGCGACCCGCGCAUUCUGGUUACUACCUCAAGAGAUCCCUCCAGCAAACUCUCCGCGUUCUCCAAGGAAAUCAGGCUAUUGCUGCCAACAUCGGUGCGCCUCAACCGAGGAAAUCUUAUUUUGCCGGAUCUCGUCAGGUCAUGCCAAUCAAACGGCCUCAGUGACAUCAUCCUCCUUCACGAACAUCGUGGAAAUCCCACGGGUCUCACAAUUAGCCACCUACCCAACGGGCCAACCGUCUCGUUCAGCCUCCACAAUGUCGUCCUCAUGCACGACAUGCCACGGAAUGGCACAAUAUCUGAGGCGUAUCCGCAUCUCAUUUUUGAAGGGUUCAAGAGUCGACUUGGCCAGAGAAUUGUGACCGUUUUGAAACACCUUUUUCCGCCACGGGAACCGAUAACGACUAAAGCUAAGAUGGGCAACCGAGUAGUCACAUUUGUGAACAACGAGGACAGUAUUGAAGUCAGGCACCAUGUCUUUGUUCGGACCUCGUACGAUUCUGUCGAGCUUGCUGAAGUGGGCCCGAGGAUGACGAUGAGGCCCUUCGAAAUCCGGGCCGGUACCCUUGAUAACAAGGAUGGCGACGUGGAGUGGCACUUGUCGCAAUAUACCCGAACUGGUCGCAAGAAGAAUUACCUCUGA